CACGACUUUGAUAUUCUGGGAUACCUGGCUUGUUCUCAGGGACUCAGCAGUGAAUUCCACGCUGCGUUUUUAAGAUGCUCAGGGCUCCGGGCCUGAACGCUGAAGGCUGACUGGACCGGUUGAAGUAGGAUGUCAACAAGUGACGCAGCAGAGCUGAAGCUCAGAGCUGCAGGAGAGACGGCGACGCCUCCAUGCAGAGCACCACGACCCACACGGACUCCAGCUGCAAAGAAACAGCAGGAUGAAGCAUUUCAUCGUUUCAGGCCUCAGAGUUACCAUGGUGAUCAAGCUCCAGUUGAGCAAACACACUCAGCGUGGACAUCAGGAUUAGACCGACGAAGGAAAGACGAGGUUCUUCUUCAUGCUCUUUCAGAUAUCCACAUCCAGAGUUCUGCUGGGUCCAGUUUCACCUCCAGCCUCUCCUUUAAACUCUCCAAACCAGAGGGCUCAGACCAGUCAAACCAACAUCCCAGUUUGAUCGAAACACAGCUGGUUGGGACCAAGAGCAGCAGCACCUUGCAGGUUAAUGAGGGACCUUCAUCAGCAGCCUCCAGAAAGACCACCAGCAUCUCUUUAUCAUCAGAGAAGGUUCCUUUUCCAUCCAAGAGGGAAGAGAAACUCAUCCCAAUUGUUAACCAUGAAGUGGAGGCUACCAACAAAACCCACAUUCUUUCAAAUAGUGACUGUAGACCACAUGAGCAAAAUGGCUUCCACAAAUCUCCACAUGGGUCGCAGCAGAGAAGUUCCUCUCGAUCUGUGACUGGAAUCAAGAAAGACAAACCUAUAAAGGAUAAAAUAAACCAAAGUGAUUCUGGGAGACGGUCCGACCCGUCUGUAACUAUGCUGUCCUCUACUGUGGUCACAGUUCUCGCCCCUCAUUGGAGUACUCGACUGCGCCGCAACAAAAGAUUUGAUGGAGGUGGGAACUCAGAAACUCAGGGGAAUUUACAAGAUGCUGCAAACACUGCAGUGAAGCAUGAACACGGUUUUCAGGACGGCAUGGAAAGUGUGCCGAGGAGGGUCCCACUUCUAGGCACCAGGAGGAAUACAGUAGGCUGGUCGGCUAAGAGCGAUCCUUCAAGCUUGGACUUUGAAUCUAAAAGGAAACUGACUCAGACAGUCUCUUUGGAUCCUUCAGCCACCACGCCAUCUACUGGGUCUUUCCACUUUCCCCAUCCAAGUGAACAAAGACUAAAUCCCCAAACUGGCCACCAAGAAGGACUCUCAUCUUUAAGCUCAAAUCCGACAACCAGCAGUUUGCUUCUGUCUUUUAGAAGGGUCAACUCCAACAGCAGAAACUCUAACUCAACCACAGACCCUCCAGAGGUGAGUCCUUCACCCAUGAGCUGCUCUCCAAGUGAUCGAAUUGGAAAACCGUUCAGUAAUAACAACCAGGAGAGGCCAAAGCCCCUCCUCUCCCCAUCGCCCAUUUCUUAUAACACAUCUGAACCUGGACUACUUGUCUCCCCAACAUCAACCAGUCGAAGAGACAGAAACAUAUCUGACACGCUCUUCUUUUCAGCUUCACCUGAAAACAGUCCGUUCACCCUUCAGCCUCCGACCAGACUCACAUCCUCCAAUCGCACAUUUCAGGGUGGGUCAAAUAAAAAUACAAACCCAUCCUUAGACAGCUCCACCACCUCGCCAAGACAUUCCCACUACGAUCAUUCCACCAUUGUAAAACCCCACUCUCUUCCUAGACGAACCACCCUCACAUCCACUUCCUGGUGGAAGAAAGUUUCCCAGGAAGGUGGUUCUCCUUUUAUUUUCAACGACGAUAUCAAAAACGAGACCAAAACAAACAUAGCUCCAUCCUUUAAUAGUAACAAUGACAUGGCCUCUCUGAGUCUGACCGACAACAAAAGGCCAACCUGUCAAAUUCCCAGUAACUCAGACAACAACAACACAGCGAAGCCGGUUUGCAGAGGUAACGUGAACCUCACUUUGAGGACGCAGUCAACUGAAUCAGAGAGGUUUGUUAAAGAACAAUACGGCUCAAAUUUAAACAAAGAGGCACAGAAGCCUCGCAGCAUCCUUGAUGGUUCGUCUGGUUGUAAAAGCAGCAGAUCUGCAGCACAAAUAACACAGAGGCCCACCAAGCAUGAUGUCAGUAAUACUUCAUUUAGAGCAAAUAUAACUGAAUUGAUGCCCACAGAGAGCAGCAAAUAUAAAAAUAAUGAUUGUCCACUAAAAACCAGCAGCUCCCACACAUUCUCUCAACACAUGGACUCACACAGGUUUUCAUCUCUUUCUCUUGAUUCCACCUCCGACAUCAACCGUCAAACUCCUUCUCAAGCUAUCUAUGGCCUCUCCCAGUCCCCAAACGCUAACAACACUUUUUCCUUCUAUUCUCACCCUCAAGCUCCUUCACCCCAAACUCCAAAAUUCACCAACAAAUCCAACAUCACACCGAUUGGCUUUGAGAGAAACUAUGCCUGUCUUCCCAAACCUUUCCAGCCUAAGUCUGCAUCCAGCCUGACUCCCGGAGUUUACUCUUUUUCCAAGACAAACUGCAGCCCCUUGUCAACCACUCAUGCCGCAGUUUCCUCCAGCUUAUCUCUCAGUAGUCUUUCUGUGACUCCUCCCAGGACAUCUCCCACCUCUCUUCUAACUCCCCCUGCAACUCCGGUCAUAACCAGCCCCAGUUCAGACACUUCCAGCCCCAAAGGAGGACGAUUAUUCUCCAACAGUCCAGAGAGGGAAGCAAAGAAAACUUCUAAUGGGUUAGAGGGAAAGAAAGGGAGACGAGUAACGUGGGAAGAUUCGGUGGAUGUGCAGUGCUCAGAACCAGAUCCACCUCGUAUCCAAAUGAACCCUCUAUCUCCCUCUAGACUUCCCCAAAGCAUUCCGUCCAUCUUCUCCUUUCUGCGGUCAGGCAGUCCAGGAAGGGCUUCCAACAUACAGGUGGGAAAAGGAGGCAAGUUUCGCUCCUUUUCAUCAGACUCAGCUGAGAAAACCAAGCCAAGACCAGACAGUUUGAGCUUUGACCAGGGAGGCCAGGAUAUAAACACAUUCAGGCAGGAACGGACUCUAUCGGUGGAGUCUGCCACAACUCCGUGUCGUCCCUCCGCACCUCUAUCCCUCCCUCCCGACUUCUCAAACAGGUAUAAUCUUCGUUACAGCUCCCCUCCUUACUCCACGCUCGUGUCUUCCAGGCAGGCACAUGGAGAGCCAAAGAUGACGCCACAGCAAUUCUCCAUGUUUUCACAAUCCUCCCAGCCAAAUUAUACCCCACAACUUUCCCCAAAUCCCCCCAUCAGGCCAUCCCUGCCCCUUUCCUCACCUUUCCAAAAGACAGCCAGCAGGCAAGGAAGUUCAAACUGUUUGCUUUCAGAUGCCGAUCAAAUUAAUAAUAAUCACAGCAAACACACUGACAAAGAACAGCUCAACAGCCAAAUACAACUUCUGGACAACAGAGUUCAUGUCAGCUCACAAUCUCUGCCGGGUGAUAACAUUCACAGCUCCUCUUCAACAUACGUAACCGAGACACUUGUUUAUAGCAUCAGACCCAAAGCAGGCACAGAACCGAAGAAAACCACACCCAAAUCUGUACAACAAAACACAAACAGACUGGUUUCUGUGGAGACUAAGUUAAAUCAGCCAUGCAGUGAUUCAGGUCAGAGCUCUAAUGGCAGCAGUUCUGCAGAGAGUCGUUAUGGGAGCGGCAACAGAAGCAUAAAGGAAAGCGUGUUGGGUAAAAGCAGAUUUUACUCAGUGGAAGUUAAUAAUGAACAAAGCUCAAAGAGAAGCCGCUUUGCUUUGAGGAAAAGCGUCAGCACGCCGAGCUCUGAUUUAUCAAAGUUGGACUCAGAGAGGGUCAGCAAAGGUUACAACAGGAUGGACCAGGUGUUUAACAGGCUGAGGCAAAAGUUCAGCACCAGACGGUCCGAUGAGGAUGUAACGUUUCCUUGGAAAUGGAAGCGAAGUGCCCAGGUUCCCUCUGUGAGCGGUUUGAGUGACGUCAGCAGUGUCAGCGAUAACAGUGCUGACAGCAUCAAGACUCUGGAGGACCAAGCGCAGGAGACGAGGAUGGAUCUGAGCGACGGCACCAUGGAAAUGGAUCACACAAAUACACUCAUACAGAACGACUACACAGUCAUCCCGGCCCCUGCUAUCAGAGACACAAAGACGGUAUAUCAACUCUCUGUUUGGUCAGAAACAUCAGCCCAAGAAACUGAACAGAAUAAGCUAAAUGCUCAUGAAGAGAGCUUCCCUGACAGGGAAGUUCAUCUGGCCGUCCAUGUCCCAACAAACAACCAGUUUGACCUGUAUGAAAACAACAAGAUGGAUUAUACAGCAACAAACCAGCUCCUGCCUGAUCCCAGUCCCAUUACCACUUUUCCUAAUCAGAGCAGGAAGUCUACACCCAGCCCAAGAAGUCCCUUCUCCCCAUUCUCUUCUCUCUCUCCUCUUUCCCCAUUUUCUCCUCCUGAUGUGACGGACGACAGUGUCUUCUUCAGUCCAAAGCUGCAGCGCCGCAGAGAGUCUUCCUCUCCAUGUGAGCCCAGAGAGGGAAUCAGCUUAGGAGGCUCGAGAAGAAGCCGUGCAUCCACAGGUCCUCCAAGCGUAGGUCCAGGACAGGACAAGGAGCAGUUGGCAUCCUCAUAUGCUAACUUAAAGUACGGCAUUGAGCCUGGGAGGUCAUUUUCUGUUAGUUCAGUUUUAUCUAGUCGGCCCUCAGGGCCAGGUCGCAUUUCCACUGGAUCCAGAUUCAUGAGUGUGGGGGACCUCUCUCAGUCUGCUUUUUCUUGCAGAGAUAAUGACAGAGAUUUUGGUCAGUGCCCCGUCACGCCUGACUGGACUGAAGAAUUUGGUUUCCAGCCACCUAAUGACUCUGGGAUAUCAAACUCCCCCACUGAUCCAAGUAAAAUGAGAUCCAGAUCUCUGCCUCGGUCCCUGACCCGGUGCUUGACUAACUGGAGCUCAGGGGUCCCUUCUUUCCAACCUGCGAGCGCCACCUCCUCAAAGCCAGCUCGCCUUCGGAGUCCCAACAUGAGCACUUGCCACUUUGCGUGGGAAGCUGAUGGCCCCCCAACCCCUCCGCCAACACCUCCCUUGUCUCCGGUGGCCAGACGCAUGGCCAAACCUCCCGGUCUUUCAUCUCCCACCUUUCCCACCUCAUCAGGAGCUCUGCAGCAGGCUGAAAGCCAGUCCUCCAGAGGGGGUUUGUCCUCCCGGGAUUACGUAUCAAGCCUUGGCACCUUUGAUGAAUCCUCAGACAGCAGCUCCGACACGACAACGGAUGAUGAAUAUUACUUAGAAACAGACCAGGAAGGAGAAAAAGAGACGGAGCUUUGAAAGCAGGAGGUUGUUGAAUAAGAGAGACAUGAGGGCGGCUGGGAUGGGAGGUCACCUGAUCAAUUUGUUUAUAAAAAGUUAUAGUCGCAGUCAUGGCAGGAGGGCAUCACACUGUAGGAGGAGUUUUUUUAGCAGUUUGUAUAACAUUUACAUCAUCUCGGGUGUAUAUGACUGCAGAUCUGCAACAAAUAGUUGUUUUUCAUCAUUUCUGGUCUGUUUGCAUGACAGAGGUGUGCAGUUUAUAUAUAUAAAUGUUCAGCCUUUAACAAAACUGCUUGUUUGCUUUCAUCCCGCCAGGUAUCUGAGCACAGAGGUAAAUGUGGAUAAAUGUGCUGUCGUUUGAUAUUUCGCAAUGUUUGAAAGAUUGAUCGGAAAGUUGUUCGCAUAAACAAUUUUCUUGACAACUUUUUUUAAAAGGGUGUUGCUGUAGAAAUUGUAAAAUGAGAUUAAAUAUAAUCUAUGAUUCAUAUUUUUCAUCAAAACCUCAAAGUUCUAUAUCUUGCAUCUGCUCCUAUUUGCACAGAAAUUGUCUUAAAUCUUAAUAUAAUAAUUUUAUAAAUAAAUCUGAAAUUUCUAACAAA
This is a messenger RNA of Melanotaenia boesemani (Boeseman's rainbowfish), 5879 nucleotides long. RefSeq names its product mucin-5AC. Lineage: Eukaryota; Metazoa; Chordata; Actinopteri; Atheriniformes; Melanotaeniidae. The transcript has 5 exons. Bases 130 to 5298 code for a protein of 1722 amino acids. The record is from RefSeq and is a predicted model, not a curated record.